Spirometra erinaceieuropaei is the source of this 486-nucleotide messenger RNA. The record is from the annotation of a GenBank genome assembly. Lineage: Eukaryota; Metazoa; Platyhelminthes; Cestoda; Diphyllobothriidea; Diphyllobothriidae.
AUGUACAACGAGGCGUUAAUAAUGAUUGAGGAUGUGUACAUAGAAAUAAGGAACACAGUUCUCAGUCAGCUGGGAGUGCCAUUACCAAACCGAUCUGCUGCUGCUGCUGCUGCUGCUGCUGCUGCUGCUGCUGCUGCUGCUGCUGCUGCUGCUGCUGCUGCUGCUGCUGCUGCUGCUGCUGCUGCUGCUGCUGCUGCUGCUGCUGCUGCUGCUGCUGCUGCUGCUUCGUUAGAUGUGGAUUUGCGCUGUCAGCUAAACUACAGCACGGUUGAUCUUCUGUGGCACCUGCAGCCAAACAUUCCCCAGCUAACACUGGAGCAGGAUGGCAUUUACGAUCAAAUAAUGCGGGCUGUCAAUGACGGGGUUGGAGGAACCUUCUUCUUAGAUGCGCCAGGAGGAACUGGCAAGACGCUCCUACUAAGGCUAAUCCUGGCAGAAAUUCAAUCAAAAAAUUACAUGACCUUGCUCUUGCGUCGUCUGGAAUAG